Molecule: messenger RNA, 3389 nt
Organism: Betta splendens (Siamese fighting fish)
Lineage: Eukaryota; Metazoa; Chordata; Actinopteri; Anabantiformes; Osphronemidae
Gene: zic4
Product: zic family member 4
Exons: 2
Coding region: 943-2538 (531 amino acids)
Biological process (GO): regulation of transcription by RNA polymerase II; central nervous system development
Cellular component (GO): nucleus
Molecular function (GO): RNA polymerase II cis-regulatory region sequence-specific DNA binding; DNA-binding transcription factor activity, RNA polymerase II-specific
Source: RefSeq, a predicted model, not a curated record
CUGCUGCCGUCCUGGGUCUAAAGCAAAAUUACCCCAGAUCAUAACAACAGGUCCCGUCCAUUACAUUUUUUUUCCUCGGGACAAUGGCUGCAGCUGGCCCUGUUCACACUUAGUACACACGCGGAUCCCACCGAGCGGAGCACGGAGCAAAGCCCGCGGUACGCGCUGAAGGCAAACGACUGGAUGUGUAGAUAUGGAUAUUUAUGAAAGCGACUAUUCGUGGAUUCUACCUCGGACUAUUUUAAACUUCCACGUUGAGUUUUUCCUCAUCUUAGGCGGACACGUUUCUUCUUUUGCCCACGCCGAUCGGUAGCGUGCGUAGUAUUGUGCGUAAUUUGUGCGUAAAGUUGGGCUUCAUACGUCGCUGGGCGAAAUGAAGAUAUCACUACAUUAUUUAUGAUCCUUGCAACUUUUAUAGUGACAAUAUGCGCAGUCUUGCGAGCCUGCCUGUUUUGUAAUCGCACAAUCAAAGUGGGAAAAUUGCUCUUUCAUAGCCUCGCAGCCUUUGUUUGCUGCGACAAAAGGACGACGACUGUAUAUCUGGAGCAACUUUUUAGAGUUUUUGUACAAUAACCUUUGCAUAACAACUAUUUUUCUCAAGCGCUGCCUGCGGCACUGCGCAUGCGCGCUGGCUGCUCGCUGUCACUAAGACAUUUUUCUUCACGUUGGAAACUGUCACUGGUGACGUCAAUCACGGAGCUCUGACCAAUUAGAGCGCAGGGUGAUUGUUUAGCUCCACGGGCUGCAGCGCCUACCAUGAAUCUCUAUUCAGUAUCAAAGCGUCCUGCUGCUGCCUCUCAACCGAAUGGGAUUCCAUGUAGUCUGCAGAUAGACUUAACUUUAUGAAGUUUUUUUUUCUUUAUUUUUCAUCGCGAUUAAAAUAUAUUUGUCAUCAUCAUUAUUAUUUUGCCUGCUGUCAAGUUAUUCUAAAAUUAGUUAGUAAUGAGCGUGGAUGCUUUGGGAAGCCCCGUGAUGGACCCUACGUUUUCCAAACGGAACACGGCGCUGAGAUUAGUUGACUUGGCAGGGGCUCACCACCAUCACCAUCAUCACCACCAUACCCCUCAGAGCGUGACAGGCUUCCCGGGGUUCAGCAGCCAUCCACACUCAAUGGCUCACUCGCACCCUGGGGAGAUUACUGCGGAACCCCGCCUGGGGCCGAGUCCAUUCGGGCCAGAACACAUGGGGCACUCCGCGGCCCUCAAAAUCAGCCCAGCCCAUCAUUAUCCCCACCACCAUCACCACCACCACAAUCAUCAUAUGGCAGGCCACAGCGAAGUGGUCUCCAGUCAAACAGGAGCUUUUGGCCCGGUUCAGGCGACAUCGGUCCCUUAUUCUAUGUCUCACACGGCCCAGGCUCUAUCCGCAGGCAGGGAUUUUCUCAUCCGGAGAGAUCUGACAGCUCAAGCCAUGCCGGUACUGACUGACCAGACUGCUGGUUCAGCCUCACACCACGGAAUGUUCGUCUCAACAACAGGUAGCUAUCCCGGACACUAUGGUCAUCACCCCGACGCUGGGAACCAUACCCUCUUCUCCGGACUCCAUCACGACCAGCCUUCGAGCGGAUCACCGGGUGGCCAGGCGUUGAAUGGACAAAUAAGGUUAGGACUACCUGGAGAAAUGUAUGUUAGGUCUGAUCACUUGAGUCAAGUGGCAAGCUCCAGGGCUGAUCCGUUCUCCGCCUCGCCUUUGCAUGGCUACGGUGGGCUGAAUCUAAACAUGAAUCUGAGCGCUCACCACCACCACGGAGCCGGCGCGUUUUUCCGCUACAUGAGGCAGCCGAUAAAGCAAGAGCUGAUAUGCAAGUGGCUGGAGCCGGAGCACUCGCCGAAGAAACUUUGCUCCAAAACUUACAGCACCAUGCACGAACUCGUGACGCAUGUGACGGUGGAACACGUCGGAGGACCGGAGCAGGCGAACCACAUAUGUUUCUGGGAAGAGUGUCCGAGGGAAGGCAAACCAUUCAAAGCGAAGUACAAACUUGUGAAUCACAUUCGAGUGCACACCGGUGAGAAACCGUUUCCAUGCCCGUUCCCCGGCUGUGGAAAAGUGUUCGCAAGAUCAGAGAACCUUAAGAUUCACAAAAGGACGCACACUGGUGAGAAGCCCUUCAAAUGCGAGUUUGACGGCUGCGACAGACGCUUCGCCAACAGCAGUGACAGGAAAAAGCACUCUCACGUCCACACCAGCGAUAAGCCCUACAACUGCAAAGUACGAGGCUGCGAUAAGUCCUACACGCACCCCAGCUCCCUGAGGAAACACAUGAAGGUGCACUGCAAGUCCCCCCCGCCCAGCUCGGGCUACGAGUCGUCCACCCCGUCCCUGGUGUCGCCCUCCUCAGACUUGGGCCGGGAGCCAGGGGGCUCCUCGGUGCUGUCAGAGCCGGUGGGCUCCUCGCAGCCCGCAAACCUAAGCGAAUGGUACGUGUGUCACAGUUCGGGUGCCAGCGGCGCCCAAACACCACCCAGCGGGCCGUCCACGCCAGACCCCGCCGACGAGCCGCCAUACCGAAACCCAGAGCCGAGGGACGCGUUCUAACGCGGCUGGACUCGAGCGCGCGGUGCCAGAAGUGGCAGAAACACGUUUGAGAAGCCGAACUAUUAAAAAUGGCUUGGCUUUGGUGCCUGUGCCCGUGAAGCUCCACUGGUCCCUUGUUUUUGGGCGAGCCACCAAACAGACCCCCAGAGCCAACACGCGCAUUCUGACCGCAAAUGGGAGAAAAGUGUACAAACCUUAGAGACGUGCUAAUUCUCAGGCACAAAAUGAUAUAUUUUCAAACCCCAGCUAUUCAAAGUGGAUGGCUCGGUGCCUGUGCGCCCUGACGGCCCAGCGGUCCACUUGGGGAGAGUCGUGUAAAUCCGUUAGACUGUGUGGUACGUCAUCUUAGGCUAGGCAUGUUGGUGUAAAGUUAUUUUGUAAAUUCGAGUUUCGACUUCAAUAUGUUUUUAUUUAUUUUUCAAUCUGAUAUUGAAGGAUUUUCUAUUAUCGAACCAAAGUGCAUGUUUGAAUUAGGGCAAAAUGUACAUUUGUAAAUUUUGUAAGUUUCGAUGUGUUGAUGUUGAUAGUUUUGUAAGGAUCUGUCUCAGAGCGGUUUCUCGUCGAUGACUGCCGUUAUUUGUACAAACAUUUUACGUUUACAGCAUUUUUUUUCCAUUUGUGCAAAAGGUCAACGAUUGGACUGUUGCAUAAUUCUGCAGUAUUUGAUAUACAACCGUGAAAUUCUAAAUGUUUUAUUCAAGUGAAAAUUUUGUGAUUUUGUAUCAUUGUCGUCAAUAUGUUUUUUUUUUCCCUUUUUGAAUAUUUGCAAAUGAGCUGCACUCAAAAUGCGAACCGAAUUGCCUUGUAAUUUGUGAGUAUUUGGAAUAAAUCUUGUAUGACUAAAGUGAAAA